AUGUUGAAAAGUGGAAAAUGUAGAAAUCGUCAAAGUAAGAUUCACUUUAUAUUUAUUUUACCAUAUGAAAGAUUGCCAGUGCCAACCUUCAUAGAAAUCUAUUUAGGAAUCUGGGGAUUUGUAUUUGUGUUCCAUUAUAAGCAAAAACUGUGGUUAUCCACAAAACUUUUCCAUUGGGACUCGUUUCAAAACAAAAGGUUGAAGUCUCUUGUUUACAAUUCAAAGUAUCUUCAAGUUAUGUUUAAAGCUUUCAUUCGAUAUGCCAUUUGA
Molecule: messenger RNA, 270 nt
Organism: Clunio marinus
Lineage: Eukaryota; Metazoa; Arthropoda; Insecta; Diptera; Chironomidae
Source: the annotation of a GenBank genome assembly